GUUCUUCCUAUUGUCUUUCUUAAGCUUUGGGGUUUAGGCAUGAAGGACAUUGAGACUAUGGUGGAUUGCACUCGCUGUCUGGGGAAUAUGUGCUAUUUUGGUUGGCAGGGUUGAUGUCCCGGAUGAAUGAAUGCCGAACCUUUGAAGGUGAUGAAAUGUGCUCAGGGUAUAAUUGCCAGUGUUACAAAUAAUGAGUAGGAGUGGAGUUAUACAAAACAGUGAAGUUUUCUUAGAAACAUUCAAACAUAACAGCCAUGUUGUGUCUUGGGUGGGACUUCUUAAGGAUUUGAAAGUUUAAAGUGCAUAUGUAUUUAUUGAUAUCAAAGGUAAAUACAUUUUCUGUAGAGAGGAACAAAACUGGAUAGGUGGCGAUGCCUGCUGUGUUUCUUGAAGAACGGAAUGGUAUUGAGUUGGUGAGGUGGUUCGUGUCAAGACAAGCUUUUGAAGCUGAAGAAUAAUCAGGUCUCUACUGGUCUGGAAUGUUUACCCUCACUGAGGUAGCCUCCCUGAAUGACAUCCAGCCAACUUAUCGCAUCCUGAAACCAUGGUGGGACGUGUUUAUGGAUUAUCUUGGUGUUGUUAUGCUAAUGCUGGCGAUAUUUGCUGGAACGAUGCAGCUGACCAAAGACCAAGUGGUUUGCCUUCCUGUUCUGGAGCAAACCUCAGAGGAACCAAGCGGCUUUACGACGUUUCGUCCCCCGGAGGCCACUGCGGGUGCAGGGAACGGAGCAAGCAGGGUAACUCUGGCUGCAGCGCCCCGGAUGACUGGAGAUCUACCGGAUAACGUUGUCCAUCAGAUUCACUUUGCACAGGCAGGUGCUGUUGGCCAGCCUCGCCCAACAGGUGUCCAAACAAACUUGGACUUUCAGCAAUAUGUUUUUGUUAACCAGAUGUGUUACCACGUGGCCCUCCCAUGGUACUCCAAAUACUUUCCAUACCUUGCUCUCAUCCACACUAUUAUACUCAUGGUCAGUAGCAACUUUUGGUUCAAAUACCCAAAGACUAGCUCAAAAAUUGAACAUUUCGUUUCAAUAUUGGGAAAGUGUUUUGAGUCUCCGUGGACAACUAAAGCGUUGUCAGAAACCGCAUGCGAGGACUCUGAGGAAAAUAAACAGAGACUCACUGGCGCCACCUCUCUUCCAAAACAUUUCUCCACCAGCAGUGAAGAGGGCAGUCCAAACCAGUCCACCCCAAUGCUUGUCAAAUCUGGCGUCAAAUUCUCUGCUGAAAAGCCUGUCAUCGAAGUUCCCUGUAUGACCAUUCUAGACAAGAAGGACGGUGAGCAGGCGAAAGCACUUUUUGAAAAAGUAAGGAAAUUCCGUGCCCAUGUGGAAGACAGUGACUUGAUUUACAAGUUCUAUGUUGCACAGACAGUAAUCAAAACAAUCAAAUUCAUUCUGAUCUUGUGUUACACAAUGACAUUUGUUGCUGCCAUUGAUUUUGACCAUGUAUGUGAGCCUGACAUAAAACACUUGAUUGGCUAUGCUAAAUUCCAGUGUACACAUAACAUGGCAUUUAUGUUAAAGAAGCUACACAUUAGCUAUAUUUCUCUUAUUAGUGUUUAUGGCAUGAUCUGUGUUUACACCCUGUUUUGGCUCUUUCGGCGGCCUCUCAAAGAGUAUUCAUUUGAAAAAGUCCGAGAGGAGAGUAGUUUCAGUGAUAUACCAGACGUGAAAAACGACUUUGCUUUUCUCUUGCACAUGGUUGAUCAGUACGACCAGCUGUAUUCCAAACGUUUCGGUGUUUUUUUGUCGGAGGUCAGUGAGAACAAGCUGCGCGAAAUCAGCUUGAACCACGAAUGGACGUUUGAGAAACUGCGACAACACGUUACUCGUAACGCUCAGGAUAAGUUGGAGCUUCACCUUUUCAUGCUGUCGGGAGUUCCGGACGCGGUGUUUGACCUCACCGAUCUGGAGAUACUCAAGCUGGAGUUGAUUCCUGAAGCCAGGAUAACAGCUAAGAUUUCCCAAAUGAUAAACCUUCAGGAGCUUCAUUUCUACCACUGCCCUGCUAAAGUGGAGCAGACUGCUUUCAGUUUCCUUCGUGAUCACCUCCGGUGCCUUCAUGUCAAAUUCACGGACGUGGCUGAAAUUCCCACAUGGGUGUACCUGUUGAAAAGUUUGAGGGAGCUAUAUUUGGUGGGGAAUCUUAACUCGGAAAAUAACAAAAUGAUUGGCUUGGAGUCCCUCCGAGAUCUUAGGCAUCUCAAGACUCUGCAUCUCAAAAGCAACCUCACGAAAAUCCCAACCAACAUCACAGAUCUCUCUCCACACCUGCUCAAGCUGGUGGUGCACAACGACGGCACUAAACUCUUGGUUUUAAACAGCUUGAAGAAAAUGAUGAACCUGUCUGAGUUGGAGCUUCAUAACUGUGAACUGGAGAGGAUCCCUCAUGCUAUCUUCAGUCUGACCAACCUGCAGGAGCUGGAUCUGAAAUCCAACCAUAUCCGCACGAUUGAAGAGGUCAUCAGCUUUCAGCACCUCAAAAGGCUCAUCUGUCUCAAACUUUGGCACAAUAAAAUAAUAACCAUACCGUUGUCCAUAAGCCAUGUCAAAAACCUGGAGUCACUCUACCUUUCUCACAACAAACUCGAGUCUCUGCCCUUACCUCUGUUCAACCUGCUCAAACUGAGGUACCUUGAUGUUAGUCAAAACUCCAUAGCGGUAAUCCCUUUGGAUAUCGGGUUUCUGCAGAACCUCCAGCACUUUGCCAUCACAGGCAACAAGGUUGAUGUGGUACCCAAGCAGCUGUUCAAAUGCACCAAACUGAGGACUCUAUGUCUCGGACACAACUCAAUCUCUGCCCUCCCAGAGAAAAUAGGCCAACUGGUGCAGCUAACACAACUAGAACUGAAAGGAAACUGCCUGGACCGCCUGCCGGCCCAGCUUGGCCAGUGUCACCUGCUCCGCAGGAACUGCCUCGUGGUGGAAGAUCAUCUGUUCGACUCGCUCCCCUUAGAGGUUAAGGAGGGCAUCAAUCAGGAAUCGAAUGUCUCUUUUCCAAAUGGAGUGUAGGUGGAGUUGAUGAGUGGAAGAGUUGACGGGUUGUUGCAUGUCACCUGAAAGAAAGGUUUUGCUCAGGGCUGAUUCUUCUUGAAUGAACAGAUGAUCUAAUAAACGUAUUGAUAGAAAAUAGCACUGUGUCCAUGCGCAGAGUAGACCCUGGGUACUAUGGGAAUGUCCAAAUGCUUGUGCAAUAACUAUGUGAUUUUGUUGGUGUUUGCAGGUGUUCAAGAGAAAUGUAGGGAUGCUCAUGACAGACUUGUAAAUGGCAGUGAUAGAAAUGAUAGAUGCCUAGAUUGGCUCUGCCUCAAGUUUUACUGUUUUUUCCUUUUUGUCUUUUGUUUUGUCUAUAACUUUUUCUAGAUAUUUUAAGCUUGUUAACCUGAUUCCAUGAAUGUCAAAAUGUAGCAGUUACAAAUACAACUAUUUUAACUUGUUUUACCUUUUUGUAUGUUGUUCAUACUUUGGACCAAGAGUGAAAGACAUCUCCCAAAGGUUUGUCUGUAACUUGCACUUUUGUCAAGUGGGUAGCUGGAAAUAUCUUUGCCUCUAACAAAAUGCCACAGGUCAUAACUUUUUAUAAUAGUGGAAAAUAUUACUUUAAUCUUAAUGGAAAUAAUAACAAUAUUUAGCAUAGAUUUCCUUUUUCUAUGGGCUCCCAAAAUAACUAAAAUAGAAUAUCUUAAUGUUGGUCUUUGAAGUAAACAAUCAAUACCUUUAUAACAAGUAUUUUAAUUUAACUUUUUAAAAUCGAAUUAUGAAUGUCAAAUGUCCUUAGUGUUUUUUGUUAUAUUAAUCGGAUAACAUGAAAACAUAAUAUGCAUAACGAGAGCCAGACUUCCGUCUACUAGACCUAAUGACACAGAUUAUUGAUGCAUUUGACUCCAAAUUAUAUCCACUUUGCCUUGCAUGCAUUGUGUAACAACUGCUUCAACCUAUUGUUUUUGUUCUGGAUGAGAACAGUUAGUAUUGCAUGACUGGCUGCAGUUCUUAGACCCAGAUGACUCUCUUUGGAGCCCCAAAUUGUAUAAUCAUUGUGUGCCACAUCCUCAAAUUGUUCACAUUCUCACAAGGCAGCAGUGCAUUAAUUUAGAGGAUAAAUAAUAUUGUAUUGUUCAAGGAAUGGAAUGGAAUGAGAUAGCUGGCUGGCCAUGAUUGUGAUUUUCUCCCAAGAUAUUUAUCAGGAUAUAAUAUAUUUAUAUACUGUAAUAGUUUGUACAUUAGUAUAUAGCAUGACCACCUAACCAAAUGAUUAACCUAAGGGAUAUUGAUGAUCCUUUGUUAUGAUUCGCCAACCUUUAUACAUUAGAACUUUGACUGGUAAUGCUUGACAUUAGCAUAUGUAUUUAAUGCUCAUUUAUCAAAUCAUGACAAUAAAAUUUACAAUAAUUCUAUGAAUCAUUCCAUUAGUAGCGUUAAAUAAAGCAGGUGAUCUGCAUCCACUAGAGCUAGAUCUGCUAACUGUUUCUAUCCUGGGGAUUGUUGCAUUAGAUUUCAUUCAUCUGGGAAGGUGGUAUUGGUCAUGUGAUCCGAUUGCCAAUCAAGACCAACGAUUGUCAGGUGUGUUUCACAAAUGAGUGACAGAUUAUGAGCAAGUGUGACUUUCCACAUCCUCAUUUUGGGGUGGAAGGGAUAGCUCAGUGGUUAGAGUGUAUGACUGCAGAGCAAGAGGUUGGAGGUUCAUAUCCCCCAAGGUGCUGUUGUACCUUUAUCUUUAAAGUGGGCUUUUCGUAAAGAUAUAUUGAAUUCUGAAGGAAACUGAAGCAAGUCCCUGGUGGCCUAGGGCAUAAGCAUGGGUACCAUGUGGGUCUCAGGUCGCAGCUCAUCCGUGUUCGAAUCUGGCUGGCGGACUCUAUGUGCAAUGUUCCCACUGCUUCCUUGCUGUCAUGUAAAACAUGAUAGUAUGUCUUUAACUAGUGGUGUUUUUAAGGAUAAAUGUUACUAUUCCAGGUAGGGGAAGUGGGGCCCCGGUGGCGUAACGGAUAAGCAUGCGAGCCAUGCAGGUAGGCCGGUCAGAAGCAGCAGCAUGGUAUCGAAUCCCAGCUCACAGCAGGUAUACAGCAGGGCACCUGCUCCCAUCAUGCCUGGAGUACAGCAGGGCCUCCGACACACAAGCACCCCGGUUCCCAUCAUGCUUGGACAGCCAGGUCUCCGACAUGCAAGCACCCCGGUUCCCAUCAUGCUUGAUUUCCAUCAUGCUUGAAAUGGAACAGGAAGAUGAUAAAAAAAAAAAUGGUUUUAAAGUUAAGUGUGGACAUUUUAAAGAUACAUUUUAAUAUAAAACUUUCUACAUCUGUGG
This is a messenger RNA of Osmerus eperlanus (European smelt), 5301 nucleotides long. Its product is annotated as volume-regulated anion channel subunit LRRC8D-like. The record is from RefSeq and is a predicted model, not a curated record. The transcript is spliced from 2 exons. Bases 480 to 3014 code for a protein of 844 amino acids. Lineage: Eukaryota; Metazoa; Chordata; Actinopteri; Osmeriformes; Osmeridae. Gene Ontology annotation, molecular function: protein binding.